Molecule: messenger RNA, 2542 nt
Organism: Tigriopus californicus
Lineage: Eukaryota; Metazoa; Arthropoda; Copepoda; Harpacticoida; Harpacticidae
Exons: 6
Coding region: 128-2344 (738 amino acids)
Source: RefSeq, a predicted model, not a curated record
GGGUUAACCGCCAGUGUGAAGGCAGUGAAUGGAAAUCCACCGAGGACUACAGUGCCCAUCCUCUGAUCCUGGUAUGAAAGUCGCUCAGUCACCGAGGACUGAUUAAGUGAGCUGUGUGAGCUGUGAAAUGGAUCUGGACUCGACGUUGGCGUGGUUGAACGCGGCCGUGCCCAAUGUGCCCAAUUACCCGGCCAGCGACGACGAUUCCGAAGAGGAGGUCUUCUUCGGACCGCGGAAAUCGCAUCGAGAACUGCACGGCAAAAACGCAAAGGUGGUGGGUCGACCCACCCUAUAUCCGGCUGAGAUCGCCUCCCACGCCUCAACGACACGAACGCCCUCACUAGACGAAGAGGACGAAAACAACGAUGACCAGCCUGAUGAUCCAGCCGAAAAUGACUCGCUCAUAUCAGCCAAGGACUCGUCUCAGCUCGAUGAUUUGGAGAAUAUCCCACCCACACCGGGCGUGGCACCGCCUCUUUCUCCGUGGUUUCGAUCCAAAUCCAGUUCAUCCAGUCCACCCAAGAAGAGCGUGUCCAUUUCGCCCCUCAAACCUGAGACGAUCGAGUGCGAAACCCCGACAGCCUCAUUUAUGAGCACGCCUUCUCCCUUAAAAGAUCGGUCUAUCAAUCAAAUCAGCUGGGAUCGAUCUCGGAGUCCUCUCAACCAAAUUGGCCGUCAAAAUGGUUCCAAAUCACCCUCGGCCGAUCAGCCUGCGGAGUCCGAUCUCGCCGAAGAGGCAGUCGACCGAUUGAGUGAGUUGCCCACGGCCUCACCGCCUCCACGAGCCCUGGAAAUGAGUCUGAAUUCCAGUACGGCCAGUGAGUGGUUCAAUAACACGCACGACGAGCACAUCUUGUACGAGAAAUUCGGCGAUGACUACGAUGACGUGGUGGCCAAGAUGACCAACCCCGAGAAGCGCCAACUGAAGUUAGAAAUUGCCCAACAAACGCCUAAAACCAUCCUAGAACUCUUAGGCGAGGAGCUCUUGGCCGCAGAAAUGGGCGUUAACACAGCGGGAGAGCCCCCUGCGUUUGACGAAUCAUUGCAAAUCGAACCCGAGCCAAUUGGCAAAGAAAGAGACGAUCAACCAGCGGAACCAAACCCCCGAAUCAGCAUCAAGCCGCCUACGCCCAAACCCCGAACCUUGACCCCACAAAAGCAGCAGCCAUCUCAAGCGAUCGAGGAGCGCAAGAAGUUCCACAAACGACUUAGUGACGAGGUCAAGGACUUUUCACCUCGAUUGGUCCAAUCCUCGGCGGCUCUAAAACUCUUAAAAGAAGAUCUGGCCUUGGCCCUAUCCCCGUACCCGUCGGCAUCCGCGACCAAAACGGCGACCGAAGGAGAGACUCUCGCUCACAAAACCCCCAAAGGGUUUUAUCCCCAGGAUGCGAUGAUCACUCCCACUGUGGGUGACUCCACCCACCACUACGGAACCUAUACCAAGAGUGCCUCUUCGUCUACAUACAAGAAACCGAUUACCUUGGCCCAGCCAGCGGAUGAGAUGUUCAAAACCCCGAACCUGGUCACGCCCCAGAAAUCCGCCUCCGUCCAACGCCGGGAGAAGAUGGGCUUCAACACGCCCUCGAUUCACCGCACGCCGUCUUAUUUGCGCCCAACCUCGGCAUCGAAACAUCGAGCCUCACCCAAGAAGGACCCGAUUACACGAGAGGCCAUGGACAUCUCAGUCUGUCCCCGACAUGGCUACGCCACGUCCCAUCAAGAAGAAACGGAUCACAUGGCUUGUCACGCCUCCCAAAAAUCGGCCAAGAAGCUGCCCUCCUCCAUCGACAUGCGAAAGAUUGUGUCGCCCGUGGGCGAGUACAUCAAACGCCAUCCAGUCCCGCCCAUUCAGAGACAGAUCAAGCCGUUGGUGCGUUCGAAUCAAAGGGCCAUUGCCAGAGCCAUUGCCGCCGAGGCUGAGGCCGGGAAUCAUCAGUCGCCGAUGGAUCAGGAGCCAAUGGAUCGGCAGCCAAUGGAUCGUCAGUUCGCCUCUCUUCCGGAGGCCGUGUACAAAUCCUCCCGGAUCGCUCUGGAAAAGCGAGUGGCCGAUGGGGUCAGACCGGGCAUGGAGUUGCCUAAAUCAUUUGGCAAAGUAGAUGACGUCGAAGCAAUGGUGAUUCGCCAUGUGGGUCGUGAACGUGUUCCUUCCAAUGUGAGGCUCAAUUCGCAAUCCUUGCAAAGAGGCUCGGCCAGUCCAGCCUUGUCGGCGGUGGACGGUUUGGGAGAACGUGGCGUGAUUCGAACCUACGACCGAGAGUCCGUGGCUCCUUUGAACGACAGUAUGUUGGAGAUGAGCAUCCGCGAGGUGAAGAAGAUCUACUUGGGCGAGGACCGCCCGGUUUAGUUAGCCAUUGGGUGCUAGCAAAUACUCCAUUCUUGGAUGGCGAGGACCGCUUUUGAGAGGAACUCGCCUCGUUCUGUAUACUUUAUGUAUAAAUUUGAGUGAUACACUGCCCACUUUUGUACAACACUAUUGUUCCAGCCAACAUUGAGGACCAUUUAUUUCUUAACGCUACUUUCAACAAUGAUGAUACCAAAUGUA